AGUUGAAGAUAUAAAUUGCAAAAGCACAAUGUCGAUUUCUGAUGAUAUUUUAAAUGCGGAAAUGGUUUAUGCAGAUCCUUCAGAACUGCCAAACACAUUGUUUGCCGAUGUUGACCCAGCGGACAGCAGUGUGGAGCAACUCUUCAAGAUGCCGCUGCCAUUUAAGGAGUCCAUCCCCGAGGAGAAGACUGUAAUCAACAAUAAAAUUGAGGUUGUGUCGCCGGGGUAUGAGCUCAAGUACAAGCUCGAGGGACAUCAGCGUCAGACUACAGCGGUUCGCUUCUCUCCCGGUGGUGAGUGGUUAAGCAGUGCAUCGACUGAUAGCGUACUCAAAGUGUGGGACGUGGACACGGCUAAGUUGCACCACACGCUGACAGGUCAUUCACUGGGCAUUAACGAUGUGGCCUGGUCGUCGGAUGGCAAAUUCAUGGUCAGCUGCAGCGACGACAAGACCAUCAAGAUAUGGGAUCCCAUCACUGGCCAGUGCCAAAAGUCAUUUUUAGGCCAUAAUAAAUACGUGUUCUCAUGCAUCGUUCAUCCGCAGUCGAAUCUGAUAGCCUCAACUAGCUUCGAUUGUUCCGUAAGGCUGUGGGACGUACGCAACGGCAAGGCACUGAAUAGGAUCCUCGCCCACAUGGAUCCCAUUUCAUCUGUAGACUUUAAUCGUGACGGGACGCUCUUUGUGACCGGCAGCUUUGAUGGGCUUGUUCGCAUUUGGGACACCAUCAGUUGCCAAGUGAUGAAGACGCUCAUCGACGAAGACAAUUCCCCGGUGGGCUAUGUGAAGUUCGCCCCAAACGGCAGAUAUAUACUAGCCGCUUAUCUGAACAGUCAGAUAAAGCUGUGGAAUUUCCAGAAGCCGAAAUGCUUGCGCGUCUACAAGGGUCACACCAAUCUUAAGUACUGCAUCUCCGUAAACUUUUCCGUUACGGCUGGCAUGUGGAUCGUAUCGGGCAGCGAAGAUGCGUCACUGUAUAUCUGGAGUCUGCAGAACAAGCAGCUUGCCCAGAAGGUGCCCGCUCACACAAGUGAGGUCAUUUGCACCGACUGUCAUCCCAAAUUGAAUCUGAUAGCAACGGGCGCUCUACAAAACGCGGACAAUCUCAAGAUCUGGCAGAGCAGCGAGACUGUAAUCGAAUUAAAUAAAUAAUUUGUAUUUAAUUAGAAC
Messenger RNA from Drosophila navojoa, 1168 nucleotides. RefSeq names its product WD repeat-containing protein 5. Gene Ontology annotation, molecular function: histone binding. Gene Ontology annotation, cellular component: Set1C/COMPASS complex. NCBI's taxonomy places the organism in Eukaryota, Metazoa, Arthropoda, Insecta, Diptera, Drosophilidae. The record is from RefSeq and is a predicted model, not a curated record.